This is a messenger RNA of Cyanidioschyzon merolae strain 10D, 2148 nucleotides long. Its product is annotated as similar to DNA polymerase lambda. Gene Ontology annotation, cellular component: nucleus. The record is from RefSeq and is a predicted model, not a curated record. Lineage: Eukaryota; Rhodophyta; Bangiophyceae; Cyanidiales; Cyanidiaceae. The coding region runs from base 1 to 2148 and encodes 715 amino acids. Gene Ontology annotation, biological process: double-strand break repair via nonhomologous end joining. Gene Ontology annotation, molecular function: DNA-directed DNA polymerase activity; DNA binding. The transcript has a single exon.
AUGCCCCGCGCAACGAAUCGGAGUUCUAGUGCGGCUGAAAGUGCUGCUGACAACGGGGAUACGCAGAACUCGGGCAACCUGGGGAGUGGAAGCGCGCGAGCAGCGCCGCGACUGCGAGGCCCCGGGAGAGCUCGUGGUGCCUGGCGUGGAGUAGCAAACGCGAGCGCUGCUACCUCGGGUCGGGUGCCUGCAUCGCGAUCACGAGUCACGCGAAGUCGAUCAGGGACCAGUGCGAGUCCAGAGGCGACAGAAUCGACGGAUCCAGUGGCUACGGCAACCGGAGCAGCUCCGCCGACACCUGUGGAGCUCUCCGCGGUACUCGCCUCGGUAAGUGCAAACGAAUACAAUCAGGCGCUCGCAGCGGAGUUGCUGGAGUUAGCGGAAGUCUACGAGUCGGGGUUUGCAUCGGCGUAUGAGCCGUCGCUAUUCCAGCAGUUUGAUGAGCGAGACUUGCGGCGAGCGCAGUCGCUCCGGUAUGCGGCCUGGCGCGUUCGCCAACUUCCCGAAAACUGCGGUAUUUUGGUACUGGAUGAAGCCAGCCUAGCACAAGUGUUGUUUGAGGGACAAUGGAUAGCGUUUGCAAAGGAGCCUCAUUUACCUGUAAGUCAGAACGGCGUACCUGUCCACAUAGACGUGCACCAUGCUGAGGCGGCAGCAGCUGCAGCCACGGGACUCGACACCGAGGACGCGCCGUAUCUAAAACUCUUCCAGAGGGUUCCCAUGACGCGCGUGAUUUUCUUCGAUGUGCUCCCAGCCGUGCGCGAAUUUGCUCUACUUUGGGGAUCGGGUAUCGCCAGAGGCAGAUCACCAGAAAAUCUGCUCGAGCUUCGCACCUUUCGAGACGAGAGUGCAGCCCAGGCGCUGACGCUCUUUCAUUGUGUCUGGCAUGCGAAACGAAUUCGCGCAAUGCAGUGGUAUCAUGCGGGGUGCAAAACGCUGGAAGAAGUUGCAUCGCGGUGUCGUCUCACGGACAAGAGGUUUCAAUUGGGGAUUCUCUACUACGAUGAUUUUCGGCUCUUGGUGCCGUACGGCGAGGUUGCAGCGAUUACGAGCAUCUUUGCGUCGGCGUCUACGGAGAUCGAUGCAGAUCUCUCGGUGAUUCCGGUCGGUGCACUUCGACGCAAUUACCAGGAAUGCGGCGAUGUGGACUUGAUCGUGACAGGCGAACCGGAAACCCUGCACCCCGACGGUGAACGAUACGGCUCGUUGAAAGCGCUUAUCAAACUGCUCCGUGAGCGACAUUUCAUAACGGAUGAGGCGGUUUCCAUAGAGGUUGCAAUGCAGCGACUGCAGCGGAUACGCGAGAGCGAGGCCUACAUGGCCGCGCACAUGGGUCUGCUUCCCGACGAGCGCACGAAGCCCUAUGUCCGACCCGACUGGGCGGGCAUCAUCCAGGCGCCCGGAUACCCGUCCGGGCCGGAUGGUAACAGGCACAGCGACAGCUGCACCGAUGCUGCGUACAACCUUCCAGCACUGGGCGGUGCCAUGGUGCAAACUGCAUCUAGCUGGGCGGGCGUGGACUUGCUUUCCUCGUCGCUGCCAGCAGCGGAGUCCAUGGCUGGCGUUACGGCAUCGGUGUCGGAGGAGUCGACUGCCCUGAUGGCAACGGCCGCGAAGUCACAGUCCCCGCUACCGUACUGGUGGGCAACGCAUCUGCACGACGACGAACUCGAUACGGAGGAUGAGGUCACCUGGUCUGGAGUCGUUCGUCUCGCCGGGAAACCGCAUCGCAGAGUGGAUAUCUAUGUUGUCGAGAAAGAUGAGCUACCCUGGGCACUGAUCUGCUACACGGGCUCGCGAGCGUUUGUGAACGCCUUGUUGCGCCACGCCCGGCAGAAAGGAUUGUACCUGAGUGCCCGUGGUGUCCGAAAGCUAGGUCAUGCGUUGGGUCCAGGCUCGGGAGGUUUCGUAGCGCUCGAAGGGCCCGCGAUGCACAAGGAGCGAUCGUCGGACGCAGGCUCCCGCGCAGCGUCAACUGCGAUGGACUGCUCGGAUACGCGGGUCGAGGUCGAUCCCAUGGAACGGUUUCGCAACGUGCAUUCCGAGCGUGCAGCGUUCGAAGCACUCGGUCUGCGGUAUCGAGAGCCCACCGAACGGGAAUCAGCAGAUGAUCUCAUCGUUGCUCAUGAAAUACCGGAAGUAUCUUGA